Punica granatum (pomegranate) is the source of this 1703-nucleotide messenger RNA. The record is from RefSeq and is a predicted model, not a curated record. NCBI's taxonomy places the organism in Eukaryota, Viridiplantae, Streptophyta, Magnoliopsida, Myrtales, Lythraceae.
AUAAACCAUAGAGAGAGAGAGAGAGAGAGAGAGAGAGAGAGAUCUGGGGGAGAGAAACGGCUUGCUUUUUUAUUUUUAUUUUUAAUUAAUUUUUUUGCCCUUUUACUCAUCUUCCAUAGCCAGCAGCAGCACACAUCUCAGUCCCCCAUCACUGUGCUCAGUGAUAUAUAUAUAUAUAUAUAUAUGCUACUGUCGUCUCCCUGGUCGUACUCCCAAUCGGGUCAACGUAACGGCUACAUUUCGAUACAAUCGUUGAGGAGGAGGAAGAAGAAGAAGACGAGGCGGACCAAGAGCCGUCCCUCUCUUUCUCCCGCUCCUGUUUCGUCCAUUUGACUCUCUCUCUCUCUUCUCGGGUCGCCUGCUUGCUUCCUCGCCGACCGAUGGACUGCGACGACAAUGGCGGAGCGAAGCCAUGGAAUUGGCAGCCGGAGGAGGACUCUUUUCAAAAAGACACAAACUUCGCAGAUAUCUCUCAGUGCAUUUGGACAGAAGUGACUCAAAAUGAAGAAGAUAUUUCUUACAUGUUUGAUGAGACAACACCAGUCAAGGCCUGUGGUGACUUGGCUUAUAAUGCCGCUGGGAGUGGUAAUAUGAACAAAGAGCUCGAAGAAUGUAGCCAGUCUUACCUUCAAGUGAAGCGGCGAAGGAUGCUACAGUUUGAUUCUCACUCAAUGGAUCCUUCGCUUUGCUGCCACGAGACAUCAUCUGCUUUUCUACGGUCUGAUGAGAGAGAUGACUCAAUCGAAGAGGUUUUCCCUAAUGCAUCUCAGCUGAAUUCGAGGCGGCCAGUAUCUUGCGAUGAGGUGGACCAGUCAACUGAUGUGUGGCUUGCUAAUUGCUUCAAUGACACUGACAUGAACUUCAGUCAUGACGAUGUGAAUUAUUCUGGGAUGCCUUCAGAUGUCCAAAUAGAUAUUUCAGAAUUCUGGAAUGAUCAGCCGGACUCAAAUGUUGCUAGGGUUCAACAAGUCAACCGAACUCCACAGAAGAUUGUUUUUAGAGGUAGAAAGUCCUACAUAAGGCCGCCUCCUAAGCUAGCUUCCUCAGUUGCCUAUCCAUUUGCCUUCAUUAAACCGUGCGGUGCCCAUGGAGACGUCACUUUGAAGGACAUAAAUCAGCGGAUCCGAACCCCGCCACCCCACAAGACAAAGCAGAGCAAUGAAGACCCUUCGGCCUCUUACCCCACUUCGGCCUUCUCUGGGAAGCCUGUUGUCGGGAAGAUGAAGAUUCGCACCGAAGGAGGUAAAGGGAGCAUCACCGUGAUGAGGACCAAAGGCUGAGGUGGAGCCAGGUUAAGUUAAGAUCAUAUGCUCGGAAUUUAACUUUAACGGCCCCCUUUUUGUCUCAUCCCAUUGUUUUUCUGGGUGAGGUUUUGUUGUUUAUUGUCAAUCAUAGGGCCGGUAUAGAAAAAAAAUUUGGCUCUCUGCAAAUUCUUUUGUUGUCUAUCUUCGGGACUCAUAAAUCACAUCCUUGUGCUUAUGUUUCCCAAGUAAUUAUUAUGCCCCAACCGAUGCAACAGCUUCUUGAUGUAGUCAGUCGCCCCUGAUCGAUAAGAUGUAUGAACCUUGUUCUUCUUAAUCUAGUCUAGCUUGUGAAGAUUAAUGUUGUAACUUUUGUGAUAAUGGUUCGAUUUCACUACCGGAACUUGUGAAAUGCCUUUGUGUAUGUUAUCUACUGAAUUAAGCACAUUCUGCAGAAUUGAA